UAUGAUUUGUCAUAUCGGAUCGGUCGGUUCUAAAAAACUUGGCUUAGAGUAAAAAAACUGAGUUUAUUAUUUAAAAAGCUUUAAAUUAGAAGAGAAAAAAUACAAUUAAUAUCAGUAAUGGAUGAUCAAGGGAGGAAAGUUAUUGUUUGCGACAAUGGAACGGGCUUCGUGAAAUGUGGUUAUGCUGGCAGCAAUUUCCCUGCAUUCAUAUUUCCUUCUAUGGUGGGCAGACCCAUUAUAAGAGCUGAGAAUAAAAUAGGAGAUAUUGAUGUGAAGAAUAUUUGUAUCGGAGAUUUGAUGGUAGGAGAUGAGGCAUCACAGCUCAGGAGUAUGCUCGAAGUUAGCUAUCCUAUGGAGAAUGGGGUGGUCCGCAAUUGGGACGACAUGUGUCACGUGUGGGACUACACUUUCGGUCCCAGCAAGAUGAAUAUAGACCCGCAUGAGACCAAGAUCUUACUCACUGAACCGCCCAUGAACCCCACCAAGAACAGGGAGAAGAUGAUAGAGGUUAUGUUCGAGAAGUACGGCUUCGACAGCGCGUACAUCGCCAUACAAGCGGUGCUCACGCUGUACGCGCAGGGGCUGAUAUCCGGCGUGGUCGUGGACUCGGGCGACGGCGUGACGCACAUCUGCCCCGUGUACGAGGAGUUCGCGCUGCCGCACCUCACGCGCCGCCUCGACAUCGCCGGCCGCGACAUCACCAGAUACCUCAUCAAGUUGCUGUUGCUCCGCGGCUACGCGUUCAAUCACUCCGCCGACUUCGAGACGGUGCGCAUGAUGAAGGAGAAGCUCUGCUACAUCGGGUACAACAUAGAGCAGGAACAGAAACUGGCCUGGGAGACCACCGUGCUCGUGGAACCUUACGUCUUGCCCGACGGUCGGGUGAUCAAAGUGGGCGGGGAACGUUUCGAAGCUCCCGAGGCGCUGUUCCAGCCGCACCUCAUCAACGUGGAGGGGCAGGGCAUCGCGGAACUGGUCUUCAACACCAUACAGGCGGCCGACAUCGACAUGCGCAACGAGCUGUACAAGCACAUCGUGCUGUCGGGCGGGUCCACGAUGUACCCGGGGCUGCCGUCGCGGCUGGAGCGCGAGAUCACGCAGCUGCACCUGGAGCGCGUGCUGCGCCACGACGGCGCCAAGCUGCAGCGGUUCAAGAUCCGCAUCGAGGACCCGCCGCGCCGCAAGGACAUGGUCUUCAUCGGCGGCGCCGUGCUGGCCGAGGUCUGCAAGAACCGCGACAGCUUCUGGCUCGCCCGCCGCGAGUACCAGGAGCAGGGGCUCGCCUGCCUCAGGAAGCUCGGGCCCCGCGCCAGUUAG
Molecule: messenger RNA, 1317 nt
Organism: Diatraea saccharalis (sugarcane borer)
Lineage: Eukaryota; Metazoa; Arthropoda; Insecta; Lepidoptera; Crambidae
Source: the annotation of a GenBank genome assembly